AUAAAAUAUCAUCGAUUGGAUCAGUCGGUACAAUUUUUCUGACAGAGACCCAGGGUUAAAGUUAUCAUGGAACUUAUUCCUUCAACGAUUAUUAUUUUCAUCGGAUUUAGCCAAUUCUCUUUUCUAUUGGCAGAUAAAAAACUUCCUGCAGAUAAUGGUCGAUUUGAAAUGGCAAAAUGUUUGGGUAAAAGUCUAUCAUGGGAGUACGACGAAUUCUUUCAAACAGAAACAUACUUAUACCAAUUUUGCGAAGAUGCUAUAUUUGGUGUUGCGGAGCUCUUUAAGAAAGACAGAUUAGGGCAAGAUAUCGCUCCUGAUGACGUGUUCCGUCAAGUACGCGACUGUUUAAAUUCACACAACCACACAGAACUAAUUGAAAGAUAUGAAAAUUUCACACCUGACCACAUGAAGAAUUCAGAAGGAGUGGAAGGAGUGCAAUCGGUUCCAGAAAUGUUCAAAUUGGCGACAGGUCUAUGUGAAACUAAAGAACUGGUCAAAUAUAACGACUUGGAUGAUGACGACGAAAAAUCAAAAUCUCUGCAAUGUUUACAAAAUUGCGCUGUGAAUCUCUUUGGGAGAUUUGAACUUGUACAGAAAGCUUUACAGCCGAAUAAUGAUAACACGAGUAUAGCAGAAGACGAAGGACAAGAUCAACCCAAACCCUCGACUACGAGUAGUACCAUCCAACAGUACACUGAUGAUUGCGAGAAGAAAGAGGAAACUGUAUUUUCAACAGAUAUCUCUUUUUUGAGUGAAACGGGAAAAAAAUACGCUGGAAAGUAUAUCGAUGACAUCAAUAAAUUGUAUAAUGCACACCCAAACGGAGAUACGAAAAUUAAUUUUUUCGGGACCAUUUUUUCAUACUUAGGAUGCGUGAAAUGGACUUGUGCAAUGAAAUCAAGCGUUGAUGUUCCAUUCUUUGGUCUUAUAGAAGAUACCAUCGGCGUCAUGAGCCAAGCUGACGAAAAACUGUUGGAUAAAUAGUUGAAGAGAGGAAUAUGUACUCCAAAAAUUGUACAGAUUUCCAUAAAAUUAAUAUUGACUGCAAUUUUGAUUGGUCAUCUUUUAUAAUGUAGAAUAUUAUUAUUUUUUUUUUAAUUAUUCAAUCCAAGCUUAUUUAUUUUGUAAACAUUAAUUUCAA
Messenger RNA from Planococcus citri (citrus mealybug), 1141 nucleotides. RefSeq lists its product as uncharacterized. The coding region runs from base 67 to 984 and encodes 305 amino acids. Lineage: Eukaryota; Metazoa; Arthropoda; Insecta; Hemiptera; Pseudococcidae. The transcript is spliced from 14 exons. The record is from RefSeq and is a predicted model, not a curated record.